Molecule: messenger RNA, 2456 nt
Organism: Misgurnus anguillicaudatus (oriental weatherfish)
Lineage: Eukaryota; Metazoa; Chordata; Actinopteri; Cypriniformes; Cobitidae
Source: RefSeq, a predicted model, not a curated record
GUAUUUGAUACAACAAGGCUACUGACCCUGACACACGAUCAUGAGUGACCACAGGGUUCUUCAUCAUGACUUCCUGUUUCAUAGCUUCAUCAUCGCAUGACAACAAAAUGACUUCUUAUAUCAUCAAAAAUGACCUCUGACCCCGUUGACCCAUACAUCUUCACCUCUGAGACGCUCCCCUCUGACCCCCGCUUCAUGCCACCACUCACUAAUGGACUACUGGGAUGGAGAGUAUUUGAUAAAAUUAUGCAUAUGGGCGGGGUUUAUAAUGGAGAGGGCGGGGCCUGUCACCGUGCCGACAUUCCAUGUCCACUGGCUGUAGAAAUAAAGCCGGAGGAAGCGGGACAUCAUACGUACAAGUUAGACAUGCGUGCAGGUGUAUUCUCUCACACUGUAGUCACUCCUCGUGUUGAAGCUUCUCAGGUUUUAUACGCUCACCGGCAGCAUUCAAACCUCCUAAUCAUGGAGGUUCACCUUCAGCGUCUGGAGACCACCGCUGAACCAAUCAAAGUUCACUUAGACAGCUCUUUCAACCCUCAGAGUGAUGACAUCACUUUUCAAAAAGCACCUGACUACAAGGGAGGGAGGCAUAUUUUUGGACAGACCAUCUCUUCAGAGGUUCCUGGAGCAAUCCGUCCGUUUGUGCACCUGAUCUGGACGCCCAUCACAACUUCUGUAACACUCCUGCCCGACCAAAGCCACUCCAGCUGGGUUUUCCUGGUUGCUGUUGCCGGAAACAGCGAGAGUGCCCAGUCAUAUUACGAUACCGGUUUGGAGCUCAUUGCUUCCGGUGACUUAAGCCCCUCCCAUCUGAGGAGUUGGGCGGAGCUGUGGACAGGAAGCAGCAUAGAGGUGGUGGGACCAGAAGCCCUGAACCGCGCUCUGAUUGGCUGCAUGUUUUAUCUUCUCAGUGCAUUCCCAACUUUUAAUGAAGCACCCAGGCCGUUUGGGGGAGUCAGUCCUGGGGGUUUGUCAAAUGGGGGCAAAGAUGAAGAUUACCUUGGACAUGUGUUUUGGGACCAGGACAUGUGGAUGUACCCUGGUAUCACGCUGUUUUAUCCUAAACUGGCCAAGGAUGUAUUGGAAUACCGUGUUGGGACAAUAGAGGGUGCUUGUGCUAACGCCCAACAGAUGGGGUACAAGGGGUUGAAGUUUCCAUGGGAGGGUGCAGUAACAGGCCGUGACGUUUGUCCAGAUGACCUCAUAGUACAGCAAGAAAUCCACAUCAAUGGAGACGUGGUUCUGGCUUUCAAGCAAUACUUUUAUCUCACACAGGACAUUGAGAUGUUCAAGGAAGGGCGGGGCAGCGAGGUGGUGUGGGGCGUGGCCGACUACUGGGUCUCAAGGGUUACGUGGGACCCUACCAAGCAGGAGUACCAUAUCAAAGGAGUGAUACCUCCUGAUGAGUACUACACUAAUGUUGACAACUCGGUGUUCACAAAUGCUGUCGCCCAAUGCAGUCUUCGGUUUGCCGUGGAGUUGGCCAGCAUUUUAUCACACCCCUCUCCUCCUGAAUGGCAGGACAUCGCUGAUAAGAUCAAAAUCCCCUUUGACCCGGAACUGAAAUAUCAUCCAGAGUUUGAUGGAUACACACAAGGAACUAAAGUCAAACAGGCAGACACAGUGUUGCUGGGAUAUCCUCUUGGCAUGUCUAUGACCCCAGAAGUCAGACAGAAUGAUCUGGAAACAUAUGAAGCUGUCACAGAUCCACUUGGACCAGCCAUGACCUGGGGUAUGUUUGCGGUUGGUUGGCUUGAACUUGGGGAGACGCAAAAAGCGCAAGAGCUUCUGGAGAAAUGCUUCAAAAAUAUCCAGAAACCAUUUCAGGUAUGGAGUGAGACAUCCGAUGGCUCUGGUUGUGUAAACUUUCUCACUGGUAUGGGUGGCUUUCUUCAAGCAGUGCUCUUUGGCUAUACUGGUUUCAGAGUGCAAAGAGAGAGCCUUGCCUUCGCUCCAUUGCUACCAAAAGAAAUCGGUGCACUCAGUGUGAAAGGUGUAAGUUACCUUGGCAACAAGAUGGAUUGGUUGGUUAAGAGUACAGAAGUGAGUGUGACAGUGAGGAAGCCUGCAGAGGGUUCUGGAAGUAAGGAACCGGAUGCUCUUGAAGUUGUACUGAAUACAGGAACCACAAUCCCAUUGAAUCCAGGACAGUCGGUGACGUUUCUACGGCAACCUGGUCAGAUCCGUAAGCAGAAUUCCGGAUCUUACUGCUGGCCUCUUUGAUGAUCUUCACCUCAAACCAGCUGAGACUCCUCUGUGUGUUCUUAGUUUGUCUACUUUGUUUUCUUAUUAAGUAGGAAAGAUAUUUUUUUCAAGACUUAAAUGAAACAUUGUAUGAUUUAUAUCUUUAUAAAUAUUUUUGUAAUAAUGCUCAUUCAUUUAUAUCCUACAUUUUGUGUACUGUAAUAAUGCAAAAUACAUGCAUUAUAAAAAAUAAUAAAUAAUUAUUUGAUUUU